CGCUCGUGGGCCACUCGGCGUCGUUCCACGCGGGCGCGGCCGCGCUGUUCGUGUUCGGCGGCGCCUCGGGCUCGGGCUCGGGCUCGGGCUCGGGCUCGGGACUCUUCAGCCUCCGGCAGCGCGACCGGCGCUGGAGCCGCAUCGAGCCCGCCCCGCGGCAGCGCCGUGGGGGCACCCCAAAAACCGGGGGGCACCCCAAAAAUGGGGAGGGGGACCCCAAAAAUGGGGAAGGGGACCCCAAAAAUAAGGGGGGAGGGGGCUUCUACUUCUACCCACCCUCCCCGGUGCUGGGCGAGCCCAUGAGCCGCUCGGUCGCCCACGCCGUGGCCGUGGCCGGGGGCCGCGUGUUCGUGUCGGGGGGGUUCAACGGGGGGGUCCUGGGGCGCCUCGUGGCUCUGAGGGUCCCCAAAGACCCCUGCGAGACCCUCCCCCACCCCGAGAGCUGCGACGGCGCCGGAGCCGCCUGCGUGUGGUGCCGGGGGAGGUGCCGGGGGGCCGCCCCCGUGCCAGUGGUGCCCCAGCUGCCCCGAGGGGCUCCGCCCCCGUGCCAGUGGUGCCCCAGCUGCCCCGAGGGGCUGUGUGUGAGCCGUGGGAGCAGCUGUGGGCAGGAGCUGCCUCAGUGUCCCCUGGCCCAGCGCCCGGUGCUGGCGGCCGCCAACUGCUCGGAGCAGCUCUGGACACACCAGCUCAAGCGCACUGGCGAGUCCCCCCGCAGCCUGAGCUCCCAGCCCUCCUAUGACUGGGACUGCCUCAGCCACCCCCAGCUCAACGCGUCUCCCGAGGCGCCGGCGCCGCGCUGCCCCGUCCCCUGUCACCAGCAGCGCUCCUGCGCCCUCUGCCUGGGCUCCAGCGGCGCCGACGGCGACACAGGGCACUGCCUCUGGAGCACCGCGCUCAGCAUGUGCCUCAGCCCCUGGUUCGUGCCCCUGCGCUGCCUGGCCGGUGCCUGCGGGCGGCUCCUGGGGGGCUCCUCCCCGGGGGGGGGCUCCGGGGGGGCGCAGUGUGGGGGGGGCUGUGGGGCUGCCCCCCAUUGCUCCCGCUGCCUGCAGCUGCCCCACUGCGGCUGGUGCUCCCGGCCCGGCCUCGACGGCGGCGGCCGCUGCCUCCAGGGGGGGCUGCACGGGCCCCACCACGGGCUGGCUCAGGCGUGCGGGUCGGGCUCGGUCUGGUCCUUCCUCACGUGUCCCCCCGAGGAUGAGUGUGAGAACGGGCACCACGACUGCGGCCCCACACACAGCUGCCAGGACCUGCCGCGCGGCUACCGCUGCGUCUGUGCCCCCGGCUACAGCCCCCACCCGGUGACGGGGCAGUGCCAGCCCGUGUGCUCCCAGGGCUGUGCCAACGGCUCCUGUGAGCUCCCUGAGCUCUGUCGCUGCCACUUUGGCUUCGUGGGACCCGACUGCUCCGUCCCCUGCGGCUGCCACGGCCACGGCCAGUGCCCCAGCCCAGCCCAGCCCAACGUGUGCCACCAGUGCAGGGACAACACCCAGGGGCCGCAGUGUGAGCGCUGCCUCCCGCUGUUCGUGGGCUCCGGCCGCUCCUCGUGCCGCUCGUGCCGCUGGUUCUGCCGCCAGCACAGCGCCGUGUGCCUGAGCCAGGGGCAGCUGCAGCAGGCCAGGGCCGACCCCCAGCGCUUCCCCCUGCACCCUGACCUGAUCCCGCUGUGGGUCAGCGAAGGGCCCAGCGAGGCCGAGGCCGUUUGUGUGGGGUGUGAGAACAACAGCGCUGGGGAGCGGUGCCAGGGCUGCCGGCCCGGCCACUUCCUGCUGGACGGCGUCUGCACCCCGUGCCAGUGCAACGGCCACGCCGACACGUGCAACGAGCUGGACGGGACGGGGUGUCCCUGCCAGAACAACACCGAGAGCAGCCCCUGCCCCGGCCCCGGCGCCGAGCGGCGCGACUGCCACCGCCUGCAGUGCUCCAAGUGCCGGGAGUCGUUCCAGGGGCACCCCGUGGGGGGGCAGCAGUGCUACCGCCUGAUGGCCGUGGAGCAGGAGUACUGCCUGGACCCCUGGUCGCAGAGCAGCUGCCUGCAGCGCCCGGCGCCGCUGGGGCUGGGCCGCUCCGUGCUCUUCGGGGUGCAGCCCAAGUUCACCAACGUGGACAUUCGCAUCACGCUGGACGUCGCCCUGGGCUCCGUCGACCUCUACGUGGCCACGUCCUACGACACCUUCGCUGUGGACGUGGAUCCGGCCACGGGGCAGCACCGCGUUCGGCUCCAGGCGCCGGCCUCUGCGGCUUCGGCCUCGGCGGCAGCAGCCUCAUCCUCAUCCUCAGCAUCCUCAGCAGCAGCAGCCUCAGCAGCAUCAGCCUCAGCAGGAGCAUCCUCAGCCUCAGGAGGAGCAGCCUCAGCAUCAUCAUCCUCAGCAGGAGCAUCCUCAGCCUCAGCAGGAGCAGCCUCAGCCUCAGGAGGAGCAUCCUCAGCAUCAUCAUCCUCAGCAGGAGCAUCCUCACCAUCAUCAUCCUCAGCAGCAUCAUCCUCAGCAGGAGCAUCCUCAGCCUCAGCAGGAGCAUCCUCACCACAUCAUCCUCAGCAGCAUCAUCCUCAGCAGGAGCAUCCUCAGCCUCAGCAGGAGCAGCCUCAGUACCAUCAUCCUCAGCAGGAGCAUCCUCACCAUCAUCAUCCUCAGCAGGAGCAUCCUCACCAUCAUCAUCCUCAGCAGGAGCAUCCUCAGCCUCAGCAGGAGCAUCCUCAGGAGGAGCAUCCUCAGGAGCAUCCUCAUCCUUCUCCUCAUCCUCACCAUCAUCAUCUUCAGGAGCAUCCUCAUCCUUCUUCUCAUCCUCACCAUCAUCAUCCUCAGCAGGAGCAUCCUCAGCAGGAGCAGCAUCAUCCUCAGGAGCAUCCUCAGGAGCAUCCUCAUCCUCAGCGGCCUCAUCCUCAGCCUCAGCAGGAGCAUCCUCAGGAGCACCAUCCUCAGGAGCAUCCUUAUCUUCAUCCUCACCAUCAUCAUCCUCAGCAGCCUCAUCCUCAGGAGCAUCAUCCUCAGGAGCAGUAUCAUCCUUAUCUUCAUCCUCACCAUCAUCAUCCUCAGCAGCAUCAGGAGCAGCAGCAUCCUCAUCAUCCUCACCCUCAUCAUCCUCAGCCUUAUCCUCAGCAGCAUCCUCAUCCUUAUCCUCAUCCUCAGCAUCCUCAUCCUCAUCCUCACCCUCCUCAUCUUCAUCCCCACCCCUCCUCCAGCCCCUUGCUGAGGGAGGAGCGAGCUGGGGACAGUCUGGUCACCUACCUGACGGUGAAGGACACAGCAGCCACAGCCCUGGUGGUGAGAGGGGUGAAGAACAGACUGGUCCUCACCUACCCCCACCACCUUCAUCCCCUCAAAUCCACCCGCUUCUACCUCCUCAUCCUCGGCACAGCCGCAGGGGACGAAGCCACCACCUCACAACCCAGUAGCCACCACCCUCAACUCACCGGCCCGACCCAGGGCUUGCUCUUCUUCCGCCAGGACCAAGCUCACAUCGACCUCUUCGUCUUCUUCUCCGUCUUCUUCUCCUGCUUCUUCCUCUUCCUCGCGCUGUGCGUGCUGCUCUGGAAGGCCAAGCAGGGGCUGGACGCUCGGCACGAGCAGCGCCGCCACCUCCAGGAGAUGACCAAGAUGGCCAGCCGCCCCUUCGCCAAGGUCACCGUGUGCUUCCACAGCCGCCCCCCUGCAGCCCCCAGCCCCAAACCACGGCCCCCCGCCCCCAGCCCCGGCCCCCUGACCCUGGAGCCCACCGAGGACGGGUUGGCCGCCGUGGCCACGCUGCUGCUGCAGCUGCCCGGGGGGCACCGGGGGCCUCACAGGGCGGCUCUGGCAUCGGCGCUGGUCACGCUGAGGGGGGGGCUGCAGGA
Molecule: messenger RNA, 3829 nt
Organism: Colius striatus (speckled mousebird)
Lineage: Eukaryota; Metazoa; Chordata; Aves; Coliiformes; Coliidae
Product: multiple epidermal growth factor-like domains protein 8
Molecular function (GO): calcium ion binding
Source: RefSeq, a predicted model, not a curated record